This is a messenger RNA of Cannabis sativa, 1082 nucleotides long. RefSeq lists its product as uncharacterized. The transcript is spliced from 3 exons. The coding region runs from base 206 to 352 and encodes 48 amino acids. The record is from RefSeq and is a predicted model, not a curated record. NCBI's taxonomy places the organism in Eukaryota, Viridiplantae, Streptophyta, Magnoliopsida, Rosales, Cannabaceae.
UAAAAGCUUCUUAUUGAAUUAUCAUUUAUUAACAAUUAGACAAUCAAAUUCUCUCGCUAACAACCAAUACCCAUCAUGAAUCUUUCUGAUUCUUUUUCUUCUUAAAAAUAGUAACCAAAAAAAAAAAAAAGUGGGUGCAGAUCUCAAAUGGGUUCCCUUUGAAAAUUCUAAAAGAGUUUUUGUUUUAUUGGGGUUGAGGAGUAAUAUGGCUAUGCCAUGGGGAAUGACUCUUUGGAUGACGAAAAUGGUUUGGCUUGCUUUGAGUGGUUGGGUUUCUUCCUGCCUCAUCGUAGCUGAUGAGAUCGCUACCUCUUUCCGAACUGGUGAUAUUAGUCCUUUUCAUGUUGGCUGAAGAUUAUAUAAUACUUACUACUAUUCCAAUAUUCACCGACCCUAAACUCUGCAUGACAGGCCCUAUGGCUAGUGUUCAAAGAAAAUUCUGGCUUGUGGCUUUACGGCACUAGCAUAUUUUUUAGCAUUUGCACGCAAGAAUAGGGGGUCCUUAAGCUGCUCAAAAAAUUGAGUUCCAGUUCAAAGGAGCGACACCAUUAGGGUGACGACUCAAAUUAUUAGUUUCAAUAAUACCCCACUCUGAUUCUUCUUUCAAUUGAUAUUAUUAUCAACAAGUAGUUUCUGUUUUUUUUUUUCCUCUUUUUGAGAUCACAGUAGGUACUUGCUGAAUCUUGUAACUUGGUGUAUGUGCAAAAUGCAAUGUCAAUUACUUAAAGAUUGAGUGUGGUUAUAUAUCCAUUUCAAGAGUUUGCAGAAUGCCAAACUAACAUGAAGAGUGUGCAGAGUUUAUCAAAGUGUCCAAACUGUGAUGGUUCUGAUUGAGAUGUUAACUGGGAAAUUUGGGUUGUGUUUUGUUAUAAUAGGAUUAUACUUGUAAAUUUGAUCAUAUUUAAAAGUAAUAUUGAGUGUAUGUGGCAAUGGGUUGGUGUUAUUGGGUGGUUUGUAACAUUUGGGGCAUUGUCUUGGGUCUAACUAGGCGGCUUUACCAGUCCUCCAUUACAAGAUGAAACUUUGAAUAUCUUACCAGGUAAUUAUUAACGGACAAAAAAAGGAGUUAUCUAUUCAGUUUA